GCCUCAAAGCAGACGCCGCCGUUUCUAGGGCGUUCGUUGGUGUUGCCACCCCUCCUCCUCCCCUGGCAGAUUCAAACUGGAUGGAACCAACCACAUGUCGGCAGCGGGAGAGGGAAGGUGUCAUCUCGCACAAAACCGAGAGAAGGCGCAAAUGAGAAACACCCGUCGUCUAUUCUCAAAGGAAAGCUGUAUUUUUUCACUUUCAGGAUCAAACAGAAAUAUUGAUGAAUGCGUUGAUGGGACUGACAACUGCCACAUCGAUGCCAUCUGCCAAAACACUCCGAAAUCAUACAAAUGCAUCUGCAAAUCUGGCUACACGGGGGAUGGGAAGCACUGCAAAGAUGUUGAUGAAUGUGAGCGUGAUGACAAUGCUGGCUGUGUCCACGAAUGUGUCAACAUCCCAGGGAAUUAUCGAUGUACCUGCUACGAUGGCUUCCGCUUGGCACAUGAUGGCCAUAACUGCCUUGAUGUGGAUGAGUGCGCAGAGGGGAAUGGUGGCUGCCAGCAGACUUGUGUCAACAUGAUGGGGAGCUACGAAUGCCACUGCCGUGAUGGCUUUUUUCUGAGUGAUAACCAGCACACCUGCAUCCAGCGUCCAGAAGAAGGAAUGAAUUGCAUGAACAAAAAUCAUGGUUGUGCCCACAUCUGCCGGGAGACCCCAAAGGGUAGCAUUGCCUGUGAAUGCCGACCUGGCUUUGAGCUCACCAAGAAUCAACGAGACUGCAAGUUAACCUGCAACUAUGGCAAUGGAGGAUGCCAGCACACUUGCGAUGAUACAGAUCAAGGGCCAAAGUGUGGUUGCCAUGUGAAGUUUGUGCUGCACUCUGAUGGGAAGACAUGCAUAGGGGAGAGGCACCUCCAGCAGCACGUUACCCCCCAGACGUUUUCUAAUGAGACUUGUGCUGUCAACAAUGGAGGCUGUGACAGCAAGUGCCAUGAUGCAGCCACUGGGGUGCAUUGCAGCUGCCCAAUGGGAUUCAUGCUUCAGCCUGACAGAAAAACAUGCAAAGAUAUUGAUGAAUGUAGGUUGAAUAAUGGUGGCUGUGACCACAUCUGCAGGAACACUGUGGGCAGUUUUGAAUGCAGUUGUAAGAAAGGAUAUAAGCUGCUGAUCAAUGAAAGGACGUGUCAAGAUAUUGAUGAAUGCUCCUUUGACAGAACCUGUGACCACAUCUGUGUAAACACACCAGGGAGCUUCCAGUGCCUGUGUCACAAAGGCUACACACUGUAUGGACUCACCCACUGUGGAGAUGUAGAUGAAUGUAGCAUCAACCGAGGAGGCUGCAAGUUUGGCUGCAUAAACACCCCUGGAAGCUAUGAGUGUACCUGUCCUGCUGGGUGCAAACUUCAUUGGAACAAAAAGGAUUGUAUAGAGCUGGUGAUAUGUUUGGCUGGCACAAUAUCUUCACGAGCCACACUUGCCUGCAACAAGAAUGGCAAGAAGGACAGCUGCUCUCUCACCUGUUCCUCUAAGGCUCGCUUUCUGCCAGAGUCUGACAAUAGCUACACAGUGAGCUGUGGGACCCCAAUCCUGCGGCAGGGACCUCCACAAAAGUCCAGCAAUGUCAGCAAUUCCUGUGUUGAGACUGUCACUGCUCCAAUCAAACAGAAGGCUUCUUUCAAAAUCAAGGAUGCUAAAUGCUACCUGCACCCACGCAUGAAAGGCAAGCAGGAUGAGGCGAGCAGGAAUGGUGCACUAGGUGGGCCAGCCCCUUGCUCAGAUUGCCAGGUGACAUUUGUGAACUUAAAGUGUGACUCAUCAAAGAAGGGCAAAGGACGCCGGGCCCGCAACUCUCCCAACAAGGAGGUGACUCGCAUCACACUUGAGUUUGAAGCUGAAAUCAAACCCGAAGAGAUCACAGCCAGCUGCAAUAUGAACUGUGUGCGGCAGAAGGUGGAGAAAAAACUGAAGUCGGCAAUCAAAACACUGAAGAAAUCCAUAAACCAGGAGCGAUUCCUGAUCCGCUUUUCAGGGAUGGAGUAUGAAGUGGCACGGAAGCUGAGCAUGACUCCUGAGAGGCAGGAGAGCUGUGGGCCAGGACAGCAGAGAUUGGGAUCUAAGUGUGUUAGCUGCCUGCAAGGAACAUACUACCAUGGUCAGAUGGAGCAGUGUGUCCCUUGCCCUCCAGGGACCUACCAGGAGAAAGAAGGCCAGCUCUCCUGUGACCUUUGCCCUGGAAGUGAUGCUUAUGGGCCAGCUGGAGCAACAAAUAUAAGCACCUGUGCAGGUCAGUGUCCUCCUGGUCAGUACUCUGUAGAUGGUUUCAAACCCUGCCAACCAUGUCCACGCGGCACCUACCAACCUGAAGCAGGCCGAGCUUUGUGUUUCCACUGUGGUGGGGGACUGAACACCAAGCACGAUGGAGCUUUUUCCUUCCAGGACUGCGAUACCAAAGUUCAAUGUUCCCCAGGCCAUUAUUAUAACACCAGCGUCCAUCGUUGCAUCCGCUGCGCUGUAGGCACUUAUCAGCCUGACUUCCGCCAGAACUAUUGCAUCACAUGCCCUGGGAAUACCACCACAGACUUUGACGGCUCGACCUCUGUGUCACAGUGCAAAAACCGUCAAUGUGGAGGGGAGUUGGGCGAGUACACCGGUUAUAUUGAGUCUCCCAACUACCCUGGAAACUACCCUUCAAAUGUAGAGUGUACUUGGAAUAUCAACCCACCACCAAAGCGCAAGAUUCUCAUUGUGGUGCCUGAAAUCUUCCUGCCAUCUGAGGAUGAAUGUGGGGAUGUCCUAGUCAUGCGGAAAAACUCCUCUCCUUCCUCCAUCACAACCUAUGAGACAUGCCAGACUUAUGAGAGGCCCAUUGCCUUCACUGCAAGGUCCCGAAAGCUGUGGAUCAACUUUAAAACUAGUGAAGCCAACAGUGCCAGAGGCUUCCAGAUCCCCUAUGUCACCUAUGAUGAGGAUUAUGAACAGCUGGUGGAGGACAUUGUACGGGAUGGCAGGCUAUAUGCAUCCGAAAACCAUCAGGAAAUACUGAAGGACAAGAAGCUGAUCAAAGCCUUCUUUGACGUGCUGGCACACCCGCAAAACUACUUCAAAUACACAGAGAAGCACAAGGAAAUGCUGCCACGUUCUUUUAUCAAACUUCUCCGCUCCAAAGUUUCCAGCUUUCUCAGGCCUUAUAAAUAGCCUCAUGACACUUUCACUAGCCUUCAAGGCUCCUUGACAGCCAAGAAAACUUUUUCUUACACUUAAUUCUUAUUUUCCAAUGACUUUUUCUACAAAUACAACCCCUAAUUCUCUCACUAUGCAGAUGACACUAACCAUUGGUCUUUCCUUGGCUUUUCUCCAAACCAAAUUAACUGAUGACACUGUCCAUGGAAGGAGCAGCUGGCAGCCAUUCCCUGAGCUUUCCAUAUUGGAAUCUCAGCUAUGGAGACCACAUAUCCCAGUAACUCUUCACAAGUGGCCUCUACUGGGACCUGUCACUCUAGGACAGUUUCCGCCUUCUCCCAUAUAUGCAAAUUAUGCGCAGCCCCUUUUGCUACAAGGCAGUUGCCAAAGUGGCCAUUUGUACCUCCCUCUGCAUGAUUGUCUUCUUCUAGAAAGAAACACCCUGGCUACUACCAUAUCAUGCCUCCGCUUCUGGGUCACAGAUGAAAUGGGGAGACUUUGACCGGCUUCUAAGCACUGGAAUUGGUCUAGCUGAACUCUUUGGUAAAGAACUGGGGACAAAGGACAUCCAGAGUGCAGAAGGUUAUUCCUUAUUUAUCAGACUGUUGUCUUUUUAAAGAAAACAAAAUAAAUUAAGCACGGUCUUGCAGAGAGGAUCAGACAGGACAAAACAAAAUGUAGGAAGAUCAUAUAAAAGAAAGAGACAUAUCACAGAAGUGUGAAAGAAAAUAGCCCAUGUUCGUGAUGGCAGGUUUGGUGAAGAAGAGUAUCAUCAUUUCAUGAUGGAGUCUGACUUUUUGUCAAAGAAAACAUGGCCUAGCCACAAUCUCAUAAGGAAUGAUGUCUGGGAAAAGGGGAGGAAAAUGUGGUGAAAAGUAAGACUUUCCGAUGUGAUUUCUCCCCCAUGGACACUUAUGCUGAGAGAUCAGACUUCUUAUAAGCUCUGCCAAAGAGUAACUCAAUGACAAAAAGCAAGCAGUGUGAAGGGCAGGAGUGAGUGAAUGUUUGUGCACUAGGACGUUCUCCUUUCUACCUUUUUCAUAUUAUUAAGUGCAAUCAUUUUUGAGUUGUCUUUAUAUUAUUUAGAGGGAAGGUUUUUUUCUCCUAGAAACUACAAUAUUUAUACCUGCCUGAGAAAAGAGAAUGUGUGUGUGUAUGUGUGUGUGUGUGUGUGCAUGCGCGCACAUGUGUUAAAAUGAAAUGGAAAUGAAUUCAAACAAGGGUUUGGGGAAAUUAUGACUAAAUACGACUAUGUUUUCAGCUCUUGGAAUCUUGUUUUUCCUUACCACAGUAAAUUCCAGUUUAAAUCCAGAAGAUCAAGCUCAUUCAUUAUCCUGUAACCAGUGAAGGUACACAGGGCAUGCACAGAACAUUUCCAGAGGUUUGGAAAUUGUUUUAGCCACAAGCAACUCUUGAUCCAAUAUUGCCAAAGGCAUAUUAGAAUCACAUAUUGAAAUCCAUCCCCAUGUUAAAUUCUCCCAGGACGUGCAGAGUAUAGACUAACCGUCACUCAUUCUGACAAGUUAGCUUUGUACAGGCAGGGAGGUUUUGAUAUGUUCAAACCUAUGAUUCACCAUUUAGAUAUUGAGGUGGUAUAGUUCCCCUUCUGAAUGGUUCAGUUGGCUCUGGUUUCUGAAAUAAGAGGUGCUGGGGCUCAGGUUUUCUGGGAAGUUACAUCCUCCACUUGAAGGCUUUUCCCCCUAAACCCAGAGCUGUAGCCAUGGAUUCUCAGUGAGAAGGGAAAUGCUCUCUGCACCUAGUCAAAGGCACUCUAGUCUUCCCAUGUUCAAAGCUGAGCUCAGCAAUAAACACAGGUUUUAGGGUGAGCUCUGGUGAGCCCUGGCUGAUAUUGAACGGACCAGUGUGUCAUCUUUGUCAAUGUAAAAUUUCCCUCGCCAGUCACUGAUCCAUAAUCCAGUGCAAAUACUAGUGAUGAAAUCCCAACUUCUGUUGGAGUAAUUGUUGCCUCCUCUGAGCCAUGACCUGAAACUUACAAUUGGAAAUGUAUCUAAAAGCCUGCACUUGGAUCAGAUCAUCUCCCAUUUCCUUUAGUGGUACGCAAGCUUUUCUGACUGGGUGUUAAUAUUUUGCUUUUCCUCCCUUUGUUGUUCAGAAUCAAGAGUUUGCUCCAUUCAAUUCAAUGGAAUUAUCUUAGCAUUGAAGUAGAAUUCCCUCUGAUGUAAACAUUUUUGCAGUACUUCACCAGGACAAAUAUUAUAGUGACAGAUAAGAAGUGAUAUCCAGCUCUGAUGUCAUCCUAUUCAACUAUUUCAUGUUGCAUAUAAGCAUUUGUUUAUAUUGAGGGGAGGGGGACAUAUGCAAGUCUAUUGUUUACUAUGGAUGAAGGUAGAAGAGGCCAAACCAGAAACUAGGGCCAGCUGUGAAGGCAAAAUUUGUGUUGAAUUCAGCUUAGAAAUUCUACCUGAUUUCCUUCUAGCUAGCUCCCUUGUUUCCAUUCUGUCAUCAAAAUGUAGAAAAUCUAAAGGUUUGAAAAGCUGAAAAUUCCAUCUCAACAUAAGAAAUAUAACAAUUUUAAACAACAAAAGUAAAAUAUUUAUAAUUGCAUUGUGCAGUAUGCCACAGUCCAGUAUCUCCUAUAAUGUAAUGAUUAAAUGAUGAAAAAGGUGUAGUCCAUAAAGUUAUUUGCACUUGAUAAAAAAUGUAUCUGAGCUUGUAAAAACAAA
This is a messenger RNA of Rhineura floridana, 5808 nucleotides long. It is a transcript of the gene SCUBE3, whose product is annotated as signal peptide, CUB domain and EGF like domain containing 3. Bases 95 to 3139 code for a protein of 1014 amino acids. Gene Ontology annotation, cellular component: cell surface. Gene Ontology annotation, molecular function: calcium ion binding. Gene Ontology annotation, biological process: signal transduction. The transcript is spliced from 23 exons. The record is from RefSeq and is a predicted model, not a curated record. Lineage: Eukaryota; Metazoa; Chordata; Lepidosauria; Squamata; Rhineuridae.